CGGAGCCCACCCGGCCCCGCGCCUCCCGCGGGUCCCCUCCGGAGCCGGGCGGGAGGCUCGGCCGGGCGCCUCGCGUGUCCUCCAGGAGGCUCCCCGGGGCUGCCCCGGCCGGGGCGAGGAGCCAACGCCGCCCCGCCGCAACAAUGCCCGGCGUGGCUUUGGGGCUGCGGUGCCGCUGCCCCGGGGGUCCCCUUCACCCGGCCGGGGGUCACCGGGGACCUGCACCGCAAACGGGGGGGCGAGUCCUGCGCUCGCUUCUAGAAGCGGGGUGAAAACCACCCAGAACCGGCCCGUGGUGCCAAAGCCCAGCCCCGUCCCGCGGUGCCAGGGCAGGGGCUGCCGGGGGCUCGGGCCGGGUGUGAGUGCGGCGCUGGCUCCUGCCCGCUCCUCGCCGGGCCCAGCCAUCCUCGCCGGCCGCUCCUGGGCUCGCUGGGCUGUUUCACGAUGGACAGCCAAACAAACUUCUUCACCUUGGAGCUACAAAUAUUGGUGAUUUGAGAUUGACGCUCAUCCCCCACUGUUCCCACGCAAGCAAGGACCAGAAAAAUGAAUAUCCAGGGGAAAGGCUUCCCCUUGGACCUCGGAGGAAGCUUCACUGAAGAUGCUCCAAGGCCACCGGUUCCUGGUGAGGAGGGGGAGCUCGUGUCCACAGACCCAAGGCCAGUUAGCCAUGGUUUCUACUCCGGUAAAAGUGAUGUGGUCAGAAAUGAGACGUCCACGGCAACACCGAGGCGCUCCGAUUUGGAUUUGGGGUACGAGCCCGAGGGAAGUGCUUCACCAACUCCACCCUACCUGAAGUGGGCCGAGUCACUGCACUCCUUGCUGGAUGAUCAAGAUGGCAUCAACCUCUUCAGGACUUUCCUGAAACAGGAGGACUGUGCAGAUCUGCUGGACUUUUGGUUUGCCUGCAGUGGCUUCAGGAAGCUGGAGCCCUGCGUGUCUAAUGAGGAAAAAAGACUCAAGCUGGCAAAAGCCAUUUACAAAAAAUACAUCCUCGACAACAAUGGCAUUGUGUCCCGGCAGAUCAAACCGGCCACAAAAAGCUUCAUCAAAGACUGUGUCAUGAAACUGCAGAUUGACCCUGACAUGUUUGACCAGGCCCAAACGGAGAUUCAGUGCAUGAUAGAAGACAAUACCUACCCUUUGUUCCUUAAGUCGGAUAUUUAUUUGGAAUACACAAGGACAGGUGGGGAAAGUCCAAAAAUUUAUAGCGAUCCGAGCUCGGGAUCUGGGACAGGUAAAGGGCUGCCUGGUUAUCUGCCAACUCUGAACGAGGAUGAGGAGUGGAAGUGUGACCAAGAGGCCGAGCCCGAGGCCAGCAGGGACUCAGCGCCUUCCAGCAGGCUCACGCAGAAGCUGCUUCUGGAGACGGCCACGCAGCGCGCAGCCUCAGCCCGGCGCUACAGCGAGGGCAGGGAGUUCAGGCAUGGGUCAUGGAGAGAGCCUGUUAACCCCUACUAUGUCAACACGGGCUAUGCUUUGGCACCGGCCACCAGUGCCAACGACAGCGAGCAGCAGAGCAUGUCCAGCGACGCCGACACCAUGUCCCUGACAGACAGCAGCGUGGAUGGGAUCCCACCGUACAGACUCCGAAAGCAGCAUCGCAGAGAGAUGCAAGAAAGUGCCAAAGCAAAUGGACGCGUGCCACUACCUCACAUUCCUCGUACCUACCGAAUGCCAAAGGAUAUCCACGUGGAACCAGAGAAGUUUGCUGCAGAGCUGAUCAACCGUUUGGAGGAAGUACAGAAGGAACGUGAAGCAGAGGAGAAGUUGGAGGAGCGCCUUAAACGCGUUCGAGCGGAAGAAGAAGGUGAGGAUGCAGAUAUCUCUUCUGGUCCCUCAGUCAUGAGCCACAAGAUGCCUUCUGCCCAAGCCUUCCAUCACUUUGCUCCUCGUUAUGCUGAGAUGGGCUGUGCUGGGAUGCAGGUGAGAGAUGCCCAUGAAGAAAACCCCGAAAGCAUCCUGGAUGAACACGUGCAGCGUGUGAUGAAAACUCCAGGCUGCCAAUCUCCAGGACCUGGUCGUCACUCUCCUAAGCCACGGUCCCCAGAAAGUGGCCACUUAGGAAAGCUGUCAGGGACACUAGGAACAAUUCCUCCAGGGCAUGGCAAGCACGCACCAAAAUCAGGAAUGAAACUGGAUGCAGCUAACUUAUACCACCAUAAACAUGUCUACCACCACAUCCAUCACCACAACAUGAUGAAACCAAAAGAGCAGAUCGAGGCUGAGGCCACGCAGCGGGUGCAGAACAGCUUUGCUUGGAAUGUAGAUUCACAUAACUAUGCAACAAAGUCACGAAACUACAGUGAAAACUUGGGCAUGGCCCCUGUCCCCAUGGACUCUUUAGGCUACAGUGGGAAAGCAAGUCUGCUCUCAAAAAGGAAUGUUAAGAAGACCGAUUCAGGGAAAAGUGAUGGUGCCAACUAUGAGAUGCCAGGUUCUCCUGAAGACGUGGAGAAAAACCAGAAGAUCCUUCAGUGGAUCAUAGAAGGAGAGAAGGAGAUCAGCAGGCAUAAGAAAACAAACCAUGGCUCUUCAGGUGCUAAGAAGCAGCUGUCCCACGACAUGGUCCGGCCCCUGUCCAUCGAGCGACCGGUGACAGUGCACCCGUGGGUCAGCGCCCAGCUCCGCAACGUCGUCCAGCCUUCCCACCCCUUCAUUCAAGAUCCUACCAUGCCACCCAACCCAGCCCCCAACCCUCUCACCCAAUUGGAGGAAGCUCGCAGGAGGUUGGAAGAGGAGGAAAAAAGGGCUGGAAAGCUCCCCCUUAAGCAAAGCAGGUUGAAGCCCCAGAAGAGGCCGGGCGGCGGCGCGGCGCAGCCCUGCGAGAACAUCGUGGUGGCCUAUUACUUCUGCGGGGAGCCCAUCCCCUACCGCACCCUCGUCAAGGGCCGCGUGGUGACGCUGGGACAGUUCAAGGAGCUGCUGACCAAGAAAGGGAACUACAGGUAUUACUUUAAGAAAGUGAGCGACGAGUUCGACUGUGGUGUGGUCUUCGAGGAGGUGCGGGAGGAUGACACCAUCCUGCCCAUCUUCGAAGAGAAGAUCAUUGGGAAGGUGGAGAAGAUUGAUUAGGCUCCAGGGCAGUGAGGACAGGACUGUGAAGGACUCUGGGACCGGAGGAGAAGGCCUGGGGCGGAUGCUGGCAGUGCUGCCACCACGGGCACCAGGCGAGCCCAGAGCAGAGGGCGGCAGCUCUGCUUUCCAGCACGGAUCUGGGCAAGCUCCAGGAUGCCAGUGGAUGCCCUUUCACCCCACAAACCUGCCAGUGGGAGCCUGGGCUCCCUCUCCAUACCGAAUAUAAGUGUAAUGUAGCAUUGUACAGUGCAUUAGAAAGUGUAAUAUGACCUUGUUUACUAAAGCUGCAUAUUUUUGAUAUAUUGUAAUAAAAGGAAAAUAUUUCCAA
Molecule: messenger RNA, 3406 nt
Organism: Pyrgilauda ruficollis (rufous-necked snowfinch)
Lineage: Eukaryota; Metazoa; Chordata; Aves; Passeriformes; Passeridae
Gene: AXIN1
Product: axin 1
Exons: 10
Coding region: 547-3075 (842 amino acids)
Biological process (GO): negative regulation of canonical Wnt signaling pathway
Source: RefSeq, a predicted model, not a curated record